UGCAAGUGUUUAUUCCUCUCCAUUCUGUGUCAGCCAAAUCCAAUACACAAAUGAAUUGUUCGAAAAAUUUAAAGGGUCUAAACAUUCACGUAUACUUGAGCACAUGAAUAUGCUUUUAGAACAUAACAGGGAUUCAAAAUUGAUCUUCCAGAUAUGUAUUUUCCGACAAUGAUAUGAAAGUUUAGGUUACUGCAAGGAACGGUGGAUUUUAUUUUUCCUCUACCUACGUCAACUUUUGAUUAGACACGUACAUUGGUUGAUUUUUACUAAUCUCUGUGAUGAAAUGUUCAAAUGACUGCAUACAAGUUCUUAAAUAUUUAGAAAUUUUAUCACCGGAUUCUUGACGUAAAUGGAUUGAGUUUGUGUGAAUCUUUCAUUAAUAUUGGAUUUGUUAAUGUUAUCAUCUUCAGUCGUUUGGAAAAAUGGAAGCUUACGAAAGAAAAAAAUAUUAGCGGCGUUCAAUUUGUAACGCCCUUGAGCUACUAUCUAUAUUUAACAAUUCCACGAAAGGACAUCGAUGAAUCUUCCUCCACAACUGGAUACCAGCUGACGACCACUUUUACCAGAAGUCAGGGACUUUCUUGCACGGUUAACCCGGAUUAAGGUGCACAGAUUUGAUCCCCAGUGUUUACUUAUGGAUCUAAGUCGACAACCUUUUCCCAAUGACAACAAAGCCGAAUGAAUAGCUAGAGACAUACGAAAAAAAUACCCAGUCUUGCUGUCCACACAUCUAUAAAUUUAUCAUUUCAUCCAUCGAUUUCCCGUAGGUAAAGGUUUGUGAUGACUGACGUACUACCACAACUCGCUAACCAGCCCAAGUUCUUCACUAACCAGCCUAAAUCCCUCUCCUUUGAUGAGAAGAAGCUAACUACAUACCCAAAGUCAUUCCUUACUGAGGCCGAGGUACCUUCCACUGGUUCACAGCCAACCUUUACUACUUUCUUGCCCAAUGUACAGUCCGAAGGAUACACACUGACCUCCUAUGCUUCCUAUAUCGACGAUCCUCGAAAACUCGUGAUACAUUAUGUAUCAACUCCAGCUUCUAUUCGAGUUUCACUUAAUGCCAAUACGAAUCUCAACAAUGCAACAUCAGUGGCCCCUUCAAAGAUAAACAGGCCACGUACAGCCGCUGCAGUAUUAUCUGCCAAAUCAGAGUCUAGCUGUGAUCGUGUGUCCCAGGUAGAACAUGAACCCACAAGACGCCACAACCUAGAAAACCACAUGCCUGCCAAACGCAACAAACCACCGCCAUGGCAAAAGAAUCUAGACACUCCCCUGGUACCGUUUGUCACGGGGCCUGGCUAUAUCUUGUCCAGGAGCAAAUCAAAGUUCGCUGUCACCAUCAAGUCUAAAGUGGAGAAAGAGGCACCGAAGGUGCCUGGAAAGGAAAAUACUAAAUUCCUUGAGCAAAUUAUGGAGAGGGAUACAAUCAUCGAGCAAUUACAGCAGCAAAUCUCCGACCUUUCUUUGUACUUAGAGGAGGAACGAGUAAACCAUCGACAGACUAAACAGAAGGCAGAGGAAUUUCUAAAAGACAAAGUUGAUGAACUGAACAAUCAACAUAGGGAUGCCAUUAGAGAUUUACAAGAUGAUCAUAGAGAUGAUAUGGAGAAACUCCGUCUCAGUAUCGAAGCAGAUCACCAGGCUUACAAAACAGCAGCAGAGGGACAAAUCUUAAAAAUGAAGAAAGAAAUAGAAUUUCUACAAGGCGCAUUUGAGUCAUAUAAAAGUUCACUUCAUCAAGAUAUGGACGAUAAGUGGAACAACCGAGAAAAUGAUCUGAAACUUCAACUUCAGGAGGAAAAACAGGCUGCUGUCCACGAAAUGAAAAUGAAAGUGAUACAGGAGAGGAAUGUAGAGAGGAUUGCAAUGCAGAAAGAUCAUCAGAAAACCAUUGAAAGUCUACGCAAGGAACACAAAAAAGAACUGGAUGCUUUAGUAAGGAAAUUUUCAAAUGCAGCUGCUGAUUUGGAAAGGUUAAAGAAAACAACAGCGGAAUUAAAGGAAACAAAGCGUGAUCUAGAGACCAUAACCACUGCUUAUAACGAAACCUGUCAACAGCUGGCCAAUACUUCCAGAGAACUUGCUGACACGAAAGUAAAACUGAUGUCAUUUGAAGAGCAAUUUGAUGAGAAAGUUCAGCAAGUCGAUUCCAAGUAUCAACAAAAGAUCAAUGACCUCAUAACACAAAAUAUUGAAUUAAGACGACUUUAUGUGAAGAAAUGCGGACAGCUGUAUGAUGAAAAAAUGAAUGUAGAAUUGGACAGAGUUAAAAGGGUUCAAUCCGCUAGAGAGGUCAUGCAGUCCAUGCUACAUUCUAAACAAAGAUCCGAUGUGAGUUUUGCACCCGGGGACCCUGAAUAUGAAGAAGUGACCCAUAAACCAAAGACUAGACCCGGUAGUGCUCCUCUGACAAAACGUGAAAUGGAAACAGCUCAUUCAUCUGUUGGAAAUACUGAACACUUGUUAGAAAAGGAAGACAUCCCAGAAUUCCCUGACACAUUACUACCGGAAGUUAGUAAGGAGAUUGAGGAACUCAAGAAACAAAUUAUGUCUGACAUUAAAGUACCUACAAGGGAGGAGAUGCUUCAAGCGCUAGAUAGUGCUAGAUAAGGAGAAACAAACUACGUAAUAGAAAGAGAACAUUCAGACAGAGUGUGUGUUAAAUUUAUUCCUGAUACAUGAAAAUAGAAUAUUAAACAAAAACCAACCAUGUUUUGUGUAUGAAUAGAAAUAGGUACUAGAAUUUAAGAAAAAUUUCUAUAUUAUCUAAUAUUAUUUUUAUGAAUAUAUUUAUUUUAUUUACAAGAAAUGAUCGACACAGCCAUUGCCUUUAAAGAACUAUAUGCGGUAUAUUGCAUAUAUUUGCCCCCACAAAAGUCAAAUUUUGAAAACAUCCUGAAAUGUGCUGAAUUCGAUAAAUUGUAUGAGAAAUAUAAAUUAACGGAAAAUAUUAUAGUUUCAAAGCAGUAUAUUCACAAUUUUUGAUUUUAUGAUGUCACAAACUAGUCCGAUUUUAUAUCCUUUUUCAGAAAGAGGACAAAAUGGACAAAAUUUCAACAAUUUUAGCUUUAAAAUAUAUAGAGCGCAAGUUUGUUCAGGAACAAUAUUGACAUAUUUCAUUGAUAUUAUCAUUCUACACAUUAUAUCAAAAUAUUGAUCCUGAACACGCAUGCGCUCGGUGACUUUUACUCAAAAUAUCGACGAAAUAUAUACAUUUUUCUGUAAAAUUCAUAAAAAACUGAAAUUUACGUCAUGUUUGUGACGUCAUUACGUACAUAUGGCGUCAUUACUUAUGAAAAUAUUCAGUGCUUUGAAGUCAGCAUAUUCUCCCCUGUUUAAGAACUUAAUUAAAUAUAUCUCCAUCAAAGUUUGAUUUGGGGGGCA
Saccostrea cuccullata (small rock oyster) is the source of this 3387-nucleotide messenger RNA. RefSeq names its product early endosome antigen 1-like. Bases 781 to 2613 code for a protein of 610 amino acids. The record is from RefSeq and is a predicted model, not a curated record. Gene Ontology annotation, cellular component: cytoplasm. The transcript has 16 exons. NCBI's taxonomy places the organism in Eukaryota, Metazoa, Mollusca, Bivalvia, Ostreida, Ostreidae.